AUGAACGAGUGGGGAACGCCUGGCCUUCCGCUUGCCGAUCUCCCCGCAUCAAAGUUUUGGCCUCGUGUGACAGACAAUUUAAAGCUCGAAGAUUCAGAUCUUUGGCAAGAGGAACUAGGUCUUCAUCCCAAAAGUCCUCUUUGGGAUGGAGUGACGAAGAUGAUGAUCAGGAAUGUUCCGGCCAGAUGCUCGCAGACAGAAAUCGAACAGCUUCUGUCCUACGUGACUACAGAUUUCCGCCUUCAAAUGCCCAGAUCAUCAGAAAGAAAGUGCAAAGGCUAUGCUUUCAUCGAAGGCGAUGCUGACGUCAUGAGGCGCUUGGCUCACUUCCUGUGGCAACGGCAAGUCCCCACACGGCACAGCUUGAGACCUUUGAAGAUCCAUCCAGCUCGUGGCUUUGAACAGCAAUGA
Cladocopium goreaui is the source of this 411-nucleotide messenger RNA. NCBI's taxonomy places the organism in Eukaryota, Dinophyceae, Suessiales, Symbiodiniaceae. The record is from the annotation of a GenBank genome assembly.